Sclerotinia trifoliorum is the source of this 1362-nucleotide messenger RNA. The record is from the annotation of a GenBank genome assembly. NCBI's taxonomy places the organism in Eukaryota, Fungi, Ascomycota, Leotiomycetes, Helotiales, Sclerotiniaceae.
AUGAUGUAUUCGCUCCUCUUCUGGUUCGCUGCCGCGCUCUUCACCUUGGCUCAUGGAGCAAAUGAUACAGCAUCUGCUCCAGGUGCUGCUCAAGGGGUAAGUCUACGCUCUACUACCUAUUUUUCAGUUAAUAAAUUUGACCGUCUAGGUUACUGGUGGAGGAAAUGCCGAUCCCGUUACGCCUACUACAACUGCACAGUAAUAUCAAAUGUGCACUUGACACAGAAACGUUUAACUAAUUUACUCUUCAGAUUGAUCUCGUACCUUACGGACUCUUCACCGCGAGUCAUCCUUAUUACCAAAACCUUCGAUUUCCGUGGUAGUAUGGGCAACACAACAGCGGUUGGAUGCAUACCAUCCAGCAAUACAUGUGGAUCUAGUGGACAAAAUGCCAUUAACCCAAAUGACUGGUGUGGAUCUAGUCCAAAAACCACGGUCACCUACGACAACGCUGGUACCACAGCAAUCCAGGUCAAGAGCAACAAGAGUAUCAUAGGUGUAGGCAGCGCCGGUGUUAUCGUUGGCCGAGGACUCAGUCUAAAGGAUGUUACCAACGUUAUCAUUCAAAAUAUUCACAUUACCAACCUCAACCCUUCAUUGAUUUGGGGUGGUGAUGCUAUUUCAUUAGUAAGCUUCACACCUUAGAUGUGGAGGUCUCAAAGGCUAAUAUUUUGCUAGGUGGGCACAGAUUUAAUCUGGAUCGACCACUGCAAAAUUUCACUCAUCGGCCGACAAAUGCUCGUCACUGGAUUUAAAGCCGCUGGCCGAGUCACCAUUUCCAACACUGAAUUCGAUGGCAAAACUUCUUGGUCUUCAUCUUGCAACAAUAAACAUUACUGGACGAUGCUCUUCCUAGGCGCCGAAGACUAUAUCACUCUCUUGAACAACUACAUCCACGAUUGUUCUGGCCGUGCACCAAAGGUUGGAGGUAGUGGUGCUAUAAACAUGCACGCAGUGAACAAUUACUUUGCGAACAACGACGGUCACGAUUUCGAUGUCGCUAAAGGCGGUGCUGUCUUAAUCGAGGGCAAUUACUUCCAAACCGUCAAGAUUCCUAUUACACCCCAAUCUUCCAAAGAUGGAGGAUCUAUCUUCGACGCCGUGGCUGGAACAGAGUCUUCUUGUUCUGCUCCCCUGGGUCGUGCUUGCCUCUCAAAUUUAGCGGUUGACUCGGGAGCAAUUACUGCUUAUGGUAAUAGUAACUUUUUUUCCUCGUUUAAAUCGGAGAAAAUGGGUACUGUCCCUGCUGCUAUUGCAGCUUCUGCUGUUCCGGCUUAUGUGAUGGCUAAUGCUGGGAUUGGGAAGAUGCAAGGGGAGUCAAAAGCUCAGGAUCGAGUUGUUGAUUCGGAUGUUUGUUAUUAG